CAACAACAAGUUGAGCUCUUCAAGGAUUAUACGAGUAAAUUCGACCUCCUGGAGUAUUUUUCAAGCCGAAACCAUUAACGGUCCAGUGAUAUAUAGAUACAGCGUAUCCAUUCGAGUCAUGGCGCCACACCGUCUGAGGGCCACGAACGUGGUCUGCACUCGGAACUCGAAGCAGUGGUCGCGCCUGUACAUCAUCUCGUGGAUCAACAAGACCCUGAAGAGCGAGGUGCAGAAGAUCGAGGAGCUGUGCACGGGCGCCGCCUACUGCUGCCUGAUGGACAUUCUGUUCCCGGGCCUUGUCCGCAUGAACAGGGUGAAGUUCGUCUGCAAUCAGUCGGUGGAGUUCAUUGAGAACUUUCGCGUGCUCCAGCAGAGCUUCAAUGCGGUGAACGUCAACACGCCCAUUGACAUCGAGCUGCUGGUGAAGGGACGCUUCCAGGACAACUACGCCUUCGCCCAGUGGUUCAAGCUAUUCUUCGAUAGGAACUUCGAGGGGAUGCCUCCCAAAUAUGAUCCAUUUGCGGCUCGCGGCUUCAUGCCCAUCGGGAUCGGGCAGUCGAACCUGUUUACCGGGAAUCGUGCCCGCUUCAUUUCGCCGCUCAAGCCACAGGAGCCGAGAUUCAUCAAACUGACGCGCAGCAGGACGCUCAUCAUGGACGAUGGGUCUGAGCAGCCGCUGGGCGAGCACCCUCAGCCGUCCGGCGCUGCUGCCGCCAUUGGCAGACUCCCGAAGCGACAGCCAUGGAGAGGAGUCUGGGGCAACCCGAGGGACAGCACCGGCACUGGCGCGCCCAAGGGGUCCGUCCAGGCGACAAGGACGCAGCCCGUUUCGCGGGUGAGGCCCGAGUCCUUGCGACCGCAACAGGGUCAGACUGGAUUGGCUGGGGCACGGGCAGGAUUGCCGAACACAAUACGGGUGCAGCCGAUAGUCUCACGUGCUCCGGGCGCAACCCGCAUACAGGCGCGCCAGGAGGAUGCCUCCCCCAGUGAGUUGUUGAAGUCGCGUAUUAAGAACUUACCUUAUCUGAUAUUACCGAUACCCGACUCCUUGUCGCCACACAGUGACCUGACAGUGAUAUUGCACAAUGCCCCACAAGAAGCGAGCGAGGAUGCGGAGGAGAUGGAGGAGCAGGUAGAUGAGAUGGCGCAGGCAGUGGCGGAGGGGGAGGAGGAGGAGGAGGAGGGGCCGACGCCGCGGUCACGGCUCCUUCGCAUUCUGGAGAUAUUCAUGCCGAAAAAGAGUCCAGGCAGCGAGAAGAAUUAGCUAGUCCAGCAGUCGGCGGCUCAGUCCAGCGGUGAGGUCACAUCGCGCCCUGAAAAAGGACGCCAACGCAUCAGCAUUCGACACGCCCACCCCGACGAGACGCCGCUGCACAAUCCUAUGAGUUCAUCUACUAAGUGUUAAUAAAAAAGAAACCAGACA
Molecule: messenger RNA, 1423 nt
Organism: Drosophila navojoa
Lineage: Eukaryota; Metazoa; Arthropoda; Insecta; Diptera; Drosophilidae
Molecular function (GO): microtubule binding
Source: RefSeq, a predicted model, not a curated record